AUGGACCCCGCUGCAUGCGCCACGGCGGCAGCCGCGCGCCCGCCGCUCCCCAUCUCGCGCCGCUGCCGGCCCCGGCCCCCUUCCGCCGGACACGUGCACGCCCGCCACGGCGCCAGCUCCUCCUCCAUCGCGUCCCUGAUCCAGAUCCCCUCCACCGCGGCCUCCUUCCACCUCCUCUCCUCUCCAAACGGCAUGGCCGGCUUCCCGAGGGCCGGUGGCUAUGACGCCAUGGCCGGAUCCGGCGAUGACGAGGACGAGGAGGCCAUGAAGAGCCUCUACGCCGGCGCGGCCCCCGCCCCCGCAGAGGAGGAGGGGGAGGGGCCGCAGCUCCCCGGCACCGGCGACGAGGUCGAAGGUAACGCGCCCUCCUCGCUCGCUGCUUCUCCGGCGUGGAUGGGUUCGAUUGGGUUGACUUGGGCGUUGACUUGGUUCUUCGUUUGUCCCACGGUGCACUACACAGGGACGCUGGCGGAUGGCACCAAGUUCGACUCCAGCCGGGAUCGCGACGCCCCAUUCAGGUUCACCCUCGGCGAAGGUACCGCUGCGCUCUGA
Messenger RNA from Triticum turgidum subsp. durum (durum wheat), 552 nucleotides. Lineage: Eukaryota; Viridiplantae; Streptophyta; Magnoliopsida; Poales; Poaceae. The record is from the annotation of a GenBank genome assembly.